Molecule: messenger RNA, 1122 nt
Organism: Pistacia vera
Lineage: Eukaryota; Viridiplantae; Streptophyta; Magnoliopsida; Sapindales; Anacardiaceae
Exons: 5
Coding region: 86-1009 (307 amino acids)
Cellular component (GO): chloroplast
Source: RefSeq, a predicted model, not a curated record
GCAAAAAAUUGCAAAUCACAAAAACUCAAAGUUCAUACCACAUGCUUUGUAGUGGUACGUACCUCAAUUAUGGAAACACAAAGACAUGAGUGCUUCUAUUUCCUCUGCUCUCACCACAACGCCUUCACCGGUGGCGCCGGUCGCCACCGUUGGCCGCCGCAGUAAAAGCCUUUUCACCUCCAACCCUUUUACCACCCCAUAUCAUCGUCGCUGCCGCCGCCGCCGUCAUCACCCUUUUUUACUACGAGUUAAAAAUGAAUCAAAGAGGACUGAAUUGUCUCCUGAACGUACAAUGCAAAAAUCUGAAGCUGAUAAAAUUGUUGAUGGAAUGGAUUUUGGUGAGCUUUGCAAUGAGUUUGAAUGCAUUAGCAGUCCCUUAGUAGAAUCCACAGCAAGACAACUUGUUCGCGACAUCCUUGAGCUUCGCGAGGGCAAUCGCUCCCUCGGAACCUAUGCAGUUUCUGUGAAGUACAAGGAUCCUGUCAGAAGUUUUAGUGGCAGGGAGAAAUACAAAAGACCCUUGUGGAUAACGAGUGCUCUGGAGAAUCCUUCUGUGACUGUGCAGGAAAUGGUAAUGUUAUCGACUAGUGUCUUGAGUAUCAAGUGGACGACAAGGGGGAAACCGAAAUCUUUUAUCGCGAAUGUGGGAGGAGAUUUGAUAGUAAAAAUCAACUCCAAGUUCACUUUAAACCAGAUCAGUGGGCAGGUGAUUGAGCAUGAAGAAAUCUGGGAUUUGUCAGCUUCAUCCCCUCUCGCUCAAUCAUUUUUUUGGGCGUCGCGGCGUUUAUACGCCACUACUGAGGCCGGAAAAGAUCUUGCCGAUCUUAUCAAGAACUUGAAAAGCCGAAUUUCAACAGCACAAGAGAACUUGGAGAUUUAUCCUGACCCUUCUGGUGAUCCUACAAAGUUCUUCCAAACAGAUGACAACUUCCAGGGAGAUUUGUACCAGAUUGCUCUGUUUUUGGCAAUCCUCUAUUUUGUUGUACAGUUCCUGAGGACAACUUUGUGAAACCUGCCUGCUUCUUGGCUAUGUAAUUGCAGUUAUAAUUGUAAUUAUCAUAUAUUACAUAUUAGUUAAUAAUUGUAAGAUUUUGAGUAUAUCUUUAUAACCACAUCAAUUUU